AUGAAAGAUCUUGGUGCGGCAAAGAACUGCCUUGGCAUUCGGAUUACACGCAAAUCCGGAUCGGUAGAGCUAGACCAAGAAGCAUACGUGAAGGCGAUGCUCACAAAGUUCAACAUGGUGAACUGCAAACCAGCGAAAAUUCCAAUGACCGAAAGACUCUCAAAGGACAUGUCUCCGAAAACGGAGCAGGAAGCGGCUCGGAUGAUGCAAAUUCCGUACCAAGAAGCGGUGGGUAGCCUGAUGUAUCUGGCUCAAUGCACUCGGCCGGAUAUUUUGUAUGCCGUUAAUCAGCUGAGCCGGUACAAUUCUAAUCCCGGAAUGCAGCAUUGGAUUGCGGUGAAAACCUUGUUCCGCUACCUUCGCGGAACAUCUUCGUUCAAGCUCGUGUAUCGCAAUGAUGGCGGAAAUGACAUAAAUGGCUACAGCGACGCAGAUUGGGCAGCCGAUGUAGAUGACAGGAAGUCCACCAGCGGCUACAUUUUUACGCUGCAAGGAGCAGCUAUCUCGUGGUGCUGUAAGCGCCAACCAACAAUUGCCUUAUCAACAUGCGAAGCAGAAUAUAUGGCUCUGUCCGCUGCUGUUCAAGAAGCGUCGUGGUGGCAAGGGUUAACCGCACAAUUUGCGCCUAGUUGUGCAAUUACUAUACACUGCGAUAAUCAAAGCGCUAUUGCGAUCGCGAAGAACGGCGGCUACAAUCCUCGGACCAAGCAUAUCGACAUACGCCACCACUAA
Messenger RNA from Armigeres subalbatus, 732 nucleotides. RefSeq lists its product as uncharacterized. The coding region runs from base 1 to 732 and encodes 243 amino acids. The transcript has a single exon. Lineage: Eukaryota; Metazoa; Arthropoda; Insecta; Diptera; Culicidae. The record is from RefSeq and is a predicted model, not a curated record.